AUGGGCUACAACCAAUUCUCAUUUCUUUUCUUUCUUUGUUUAUGUCUUCUUUCUCUUUCUUCAUCCAUACCUCAUCAUCUGUGCCGCAGAGAUGAAAGCAUUUCCCUUCUAAAAUUCAAGAAAAAGCUUACCGUAAAUUCCUCUGUCUCAAGUGAUGGUGAUGGUUUUUGUGAAACAUUCUACAAUCAAAUGCCUCAUCAAAAAACGAGUUCAUGGAAAAUGAGCAGAGAUUGCUGCUCAUGGGACGGAGUGACGUGUGAUGAGAUGAUUGGCCAUGUUAUUGAGCUUAACCUCAGUUGCAGUCAACUUGUUGGGAAGAUUGAUUCCAAUAGCAACCUUUUCCAACUCUCUCAUCUCCAAAGGCUUGAUCUUUUUUAUAAUAACUUCCCUGGUUCUCACAUCUUCCCUGAAUUUGAUUCUAGUAGGUUCUCGAGCUUGACGCAUCUUAAUCUUUUCAAGUCCUCUUUCUCAGGUCAAAUUCCUCUUGAAAUCUCUCAUCUUUCCAAGUUACAGUCUCUUAGUCUCUCCCCAUCAUCUGAAACUAAUCUAAGACUCGCAGCCCGUGAUUUUAAAUUGCUUUUUCAGAACUUGACCAAAUUAACAGCUCUUCAACUCAAGGGCAUAAACAUCUCUUCCACCAUUUCUCUGAAUUUCUUUUCUCAUUUAACUACACUGCGUUUGUUGUCUCUUUCUAAUUGCAACCUUAGAGGUCCAAUUCCUAAGUCUCUUUCAAAUCUCACCCGCUUAGAGCUUUUGGUCCUUGAUGGUAACACCUUGAAUGGAACAAUGCCAUCAUGGAUGUUCUCCCAGCUUCCAUCACUACGUUAUUUAAUCUUGAGUAACAACCACUUUUCUGGUCAGCUUGAGGAUUUCAAGUCCAAUUCACUAAGUGGUUACGUGGAUGUCAGCCUCUUUUCGGACCUCAAACAGCUUCGGGUUCUUGAUCUUUCAUACACUAGCAUCUCAUUGACUAACGAGAACAAAGUUAACGUUACUUGGCUAGAAUCUCUUGAUAAGUUAGGAUUGGCCGCAUGUGAAGUGAAAGAAUUGGAGUUUCUAAGAUCCGCAAAGCAGCUUGGAGAUUUGGAUCUUUCAAAUAAUAAGCUUCAAGGACGGAUUCCUGUUUGGGCAUGGUCUAACUGGAUGUUUUCAAUGCGAAGUCUUAAUUUAUCCUACAACAAGCUGACAAGUGUGGAUUCACCCUCUUCAAGGUUAUGUAGAUACCAUUGA
Molecule: messenger RNA, 1230 nt
Organism: Capsicum annuum
Lineage: Eukaryota; Viridiplantae; Streptophyta; Magnoliopsida; Solanales; Solanaceae
Product: receptor-like protein Cf-9
Exons: 2
Coding region: 1-1230 (409 amino acids)
Molecular function (GO): protein binding
Source: RefSeq, a predicted model, not a curated record